This is a messenger RNA of Hyphopichia burtonii NRRL Y-1933, 2098 nucleotides long. RefSeq names its product E3 ubiquitin-protein ligase. Gene Ontology annotation, biological process: rescue of stalled cytosolic ribosome; protein ubiquitination. Gene Ontology annotation, molecular function: ribosome binding; ubiquitin protein ligase activity. NCBI's taxonomy places the organism in Eukaryota, Fungi, Ascomycota, Pichiomycetes, Serinales, Debaryomycetaceae. The coding region runs from base 59 to 2020 and encodes 653 amino acids. The record is from RefSeq and is a predicted model, not a curated record. The transcript has a single exon.
UUCUAAUCUACUUUCUAGGCCGUGAUAGUAAUAGAGUACUCGACUCAGUGUUUAAGUUAUGUCUGCCAGCUCAAUUUUGGACAAGGAAUCAGGAAGAAGAUCAAGAGUGAGUAGAGGUGGAAGAACGGCUUCAGGAAGCAACCCCGGACAGCGUUCCAAAGGUUGGAAAAAGAAGCAGGAUGUUGUGAAUGGGUCUGGUCAGGAAGGAGAAGAUGAAGACGAAGAGGAGUUUGACGAAACAAGACAGUGUUUGAUUUGUGCAGAAAAGAUUACUUAUGCAUCAGUAUCACCAUGCAAUCAUAUUACUUGCCAUGUUUGCACAUUUAGACAACGGGCCCUUUAUGAGAAGAAGGCAUGUCUUGUGUGUAGAACAGAGAACGAAAGGGUGAUAUUCACUGAACAAUUGGGUCAACAGUAUUCGGAUCUUGGUUCUAGGGAUAUUACUUCAUCUAGUGAGAAGUACCAAAUUGAUUUCACUGCCGAUUACGUUAAGAAAGAUACUCUUGCUUUAUUAGAUUAUGCAUGCCCAACAUGCCAUGUUGUUUUCUCUGGCUUCAAGGAAUUGAGUGAACAUACAAAGUCGGAGCAUAAUAAGUACUAUUGUAUUGUAUGUUCAAAGAACAAGAAGGCAUUUAUUUCAGAAUUGACUACUUAUACGUAUAAACAAUUACAAAAACAUCUUAGUGAAGGUGACGGGAAAGGGUUCAAAGGUCAUCCAGAAUGUAAAUUUUGCCGUGGUAAAAGAUUCUACUCUGAAGAUGAGUUGAAUAUACAUAUUAGAGAUAAACAUGAACGGUGUCACAUGUGUGACCAAGAUCAUCCCAAAACAGCUGAUUAUUAUAGAAAUUAUGACCAUUUAUACACUCAUUUCAAAACUGAGCAUUACGUUUGUUCUAUACCCAUUUGUGUUGAACAACGAUUUGUUGUUUUCAGAGAAGAACUCGAUUUGACAGCCCAUUUAUUAAAAGAACAUGGUGGAAUCACGGGAAGUAAUGGUAAGGUUGUAAUUGGCUCAUCGGGUAGACUGUUCCAAUCACAAUUAUCAACUUUUAACUCCAAUUCGUCUUCUGGACCAUCCAGAAGAAGAAAUCAAAAUCUGAGUUCAGACGAUAUAGCGGAUUCUUACGAAACUAAAAAGAUGAGACUAGAAGAAAGGGUGAAACAUUAUUUGAAUUAUAAUAAUGCAGCGAUCAAAAGCUUUAGCGAAUUGAAUUCUAGUUAUAGGUCAAAAAAUAUCACUGCUAGAGAUCUUCUUACUAAUUAUAAGGAAAUGUUCAAGAAUAUUAAACCGUCAGAACUCAGUAUCAUUCUUUACGAAUUUAGAGAACUUUUCAAUGAAAACUCCCAGCAGUAUAAAGAUUUACUAUCGGUUACUACUGAAUACGAAGGAAAUGUUCAGCAACAAGAAAGCUACCCAGUUUUAGGUGGCUCUACUGAACAUAUUCCAACGUUAAAUUCUUGGGGUUCAAAUAAUACCAAGAAAACAGGCACUUCAGAACUAUUCCCUGCCCUUCCUAAACCUCAAAAGUCUUCCAGUCCUACAGUGAAGAACAACCAACCCAUCAGAUACACAACAAUACUUAAAAAGCCAGGAAAGAAAGCUACAUCUAUCAAUAUUAAUAAUACCCAAGCAUCUUCUGAUUACAGGCCAAACUAUUUAAGUUCGUUGAACAAGGCACCCCCAGUAUCAUCCUUACCUACGCUUGGCCUGUCUAAUGGCUCCCGUUCAAGCUCCACCUCUAGCAGCCCAAGCAUUAAAUCGGCCAGUCUUACCCCUAGCUCGAGAACUGGUUCGUCCAGUCAAUUGGACUCUUCCAAAUUCCCUGCAUUAGAGAAAAAGUCAACUAAAAAAGCUAUUCCUCGAGUAAAUCCAGUCAACGUUGACCCAGGUGACUGGGGUGGUACUAAAAGAGAACCUGAAAAACCUUCGGAAGAUGUACUCGAUUUGGGCAUCCCGAUUACAGAUAAAAGAAAACAAAAAAUGAAAAAGAAACAAGAUCAAGUCUUGUUCAAAAUGUAAACUCCUUACUUCAAAUAACUCAUUUCACUUGCUGAUAAGCUUGUAAUACCUAAUUAUAUAGAUACAAUAAAUACCAGG